Molecule: messenger RNA, 1449 nt
Organism: Lotus japonicus
Lineage: Eukaryota; Viridiplantae; Streptophyta; Magnoliopsida; Fabales; Fabaceae
Product: protein JINGUBANG
Exons: 1
Coding region: 78-1364 (428 amino acids)
Molecular function (GO): protein binding
Source: RefSeq, a predicted model, not a curated record
UCCUCAAAUCUCCCACACACCCUUAAGAGAGGGAAAACCCAACAAAACAAGCUUAAACAAGAAGAAGAAUAAAGAAAAUGGAACUACUUCUUCAAUGUCCCCUGUGUUGCCACACAGAAGAUCAACAACCACAAUCUGAUCACUUCAAUCACCUUCAUUCAGAAUCAUCAAACUCUUCCUCCCUAUCUUCACAGCCAAGCCUCCCUUCUGUCCCCUCCCUCACCCCACCACCCUCUCAUCAAACCACCACCCACCACCAGCUCCUCACCACCGUCAAAGGCCACACCUCCCCCAUCUUCUCCCUCACCCUCCACGGCAAAUACCUCUACAGCGCCUCUUCCACCUCCGAGAUAAGAAGAUGCCGCAGGGACCCUUUUCUCCUCCAAUCCUCAACCAACAACAACAACGUCGUCGCAACCACCAACGGAGCCAUCAAAUCCCUCAUCGUUUCCGGCGAUUUUCUCUUCAGCGCACACCAAGACCACAAAAUCCGCGUCUGGAAAAUCGAAUCCUGUGAAAACAACAACAACAACAACAACCCAAACCAGAGGUUAAUCAAAAGCAUAGCCACACUCCCCACCUUCAACGACCGAUUCUCGAAGCUCUUUUCAUCCAAGAACUACGUCGAGGUGCGGCGGCACAAGCGAUGCACGUGGGUGCACCACAUGGACACCGUCUCUGCUCUUGCUCUGUCUCACGACGGUGCUCUGCUUUACUCUGCUUCAUGGGACAGAGCAUUCAAAAUCUGGCGAACCUCAGAUUUCAAGUGUGUGGAGUCUGUCAAGAACGCUCACGAGGAUGCGAUCAAUGCAAUCGUCGUGUCCCCUGAUGGGGUUGUUUACACAGGCUCUGCAGAUAACAGGAUCAAGGCAUGGAAGGUGCAUGCAGGGGAGAAGAAGCAUUCUCUGUUGGAAACAUUGGAGAAGCAUAAAUCGGCUGUGAAUGCUUUGGCACUGAAUGAAGAUGGGUCGGUGUUGUAUUCAGGAGCAUGUGACAGGUCGAUUUUGGUGUGGGAGAGGGACGGUGGUGAUGGUGGUGGAGAGAUGGUGGUGGUGGGUGCUUUGCGGGGGCACACGAAGGCGAUAUUGUGUUUGGUGGUGGUGGGGGAUUUGGUGUUUAGUGGUUCGGCGGAUAAUAGUGUGAGGGUGUGGAGGAGAGGGGUUGGGAAGAGUUAUGCAUGUGUGGCGGUGUUGGAAGGUCAUCGGCGGCCGGUGAAGUGUUUGGCGGUGGCGGUGGCGGUUGACUUCAAUAAUGGUGGUGGUCCCGGUGGUGAUGAUGAAAGUAGUAGUAGUUCUUGUCUGGUUUACAGUGGUAGUCUAGAUUGUGACAUUAAAGUUUGGAGAAUACGCGUUCCAUUGCUUUGAUUCUUUUGAUUAAUAUUUUGGACAAAUUUUUUUUUUCUUCUAUACUGAUUUUGUACAUUAAAAAUGAGAAAUUCCCUUUCUUAUA